GUCGUUUUGCUGCAGACCAUCCCGCUGCAUCUUUCUUUGCCUCCCGAUGCUCAGAUGAGGCCUGUUCCACUGCUAGUUCCUCCUUGCUUCCUUAGCGGUUCGAAUUCGCAGUUGGGGCUCGCCAUGGACCGAGUAGAUGCUCAGAGUAGAUGCUGGGACGACUUCUUGUGUGUGCCUUGCGUGUGGCCCCUCUAUCUUUGCGUUUUUAUGGUGCGACCUCCAUGACGAAAAUAAUGGCGUCUUGCCGGUUUUCCCUCUUGCUGCUUCCCUUCCUCCUCACCUCCUUCGCGGCUCGUCCGUUAACAGCGACAAGCGUAGUUGAUUUUGGCCGACAUGCUAGAAAAGCGAUGCGAGCGCUCUUGAGCGUUCCCGAGUUCAGCUCCGCGGCUCCCAUGCUGCAAGCCAUGCGUCAGUCGCUCGCCACCUCACCCUCUCCACCACAUGGCGUCACGCUUUUCUUUAUUGUAGUUGCACCGACUCUGUCCAAGCGCUAUCUAGAUGAAAUUUCCUACUUUCGUUUCUCCGCGAUGUAUUAUGUUUGCACUGUCAUUCAUCCCGUCGCUUCCACGUCCAUCUUUCAUCUAUCCCCAUUGUGUCUGAUCAGUGAGCACAAUGUCCGAGCCAACAGCGACCCCGUCCGGUUUCAACCUCUCGAUGAACCCCGUGACGCUUCUCGUGCCCGUCAAUCCUAACCAGCUCUGCCGCUCCCUCAAGGGCUUUAAGGCGCGCUCUCUCAUCCGCCUCCUCGCCUUCCAUGUCGUCAGAGGGCUCUACACGAAAGACAGGCUGCUCGCCCUGCCUCGUGGCGCCCGGAUCCGCACCUUCUUUCGCCGCCACUCCAUCCGCAAGGUCAACGGACCGCUGCUGCCUGACGCCGCACUCCUGUCCGGCUACGCGCCGCUGUGGAAGAGGCUGGGCGGGAUCUUUCAGAGAAAGAAGAAGCCAGGCCAGCUGUGGGAGCGAGUGCUGCCUGUCCAGGUGGUUCAGUUUGAUGUUUACAAAACACCGUUUUUUACAGUUCACGUUGUAUCCGGAUUAAUCCUCACAUGGGGAUUGUCAUGAUGGGUUUCGGUGAUCUGCGUACAAAAGAACGUG
Molecule: messenger RNA, 1095 nt
Organism: Closterium sp. NIES-67
Lineage: Eukaryota; Viridiplantae; Streptophyta; Zygnematophyceae; Desmidiales; Closteriaceae
Source: the annotation of a GenBank genome assembly